Messenger RNA from Cajanus cajan (pigeon pea), 1850 nucleotides. RefSeq names its product cytochrome P450 72A68. Gene Ontology annotation, molecular function: heme binding; iron ion binding; monooxygenase activity. NCBI's taxonomy places the organism in Eukaryota, Viridiplantae, Streptophyta, Magnoliopsida, Fabales, Fabaceae. The record is from RefSeq and is a predicted model, not a curated record.
CUUUUUAUUAAUGUAAUCCAAAUAUGAGUUCAAUUUCUACGUAAAGAUUUAACUUGGAGAGUUGUGUGGCACAGCUAGCAUAGUUUUUUCCACAGAAAUUUUGUUUUGCUCCUUCAUUAUUAUUUAUCACCUUUCCCGUUUUCUUUGCCCACAGAGAGAAAAAUGGAAGCAGCAUGGACCAUAAUUCUGACACUUAUUCUGAUAGUACUUGUUCUGAUAUGCACAUGGAGAGUGCUGAACUGGUUAUGGCUGAGACCAAAGAGACUCGAAAGGCUUCUGAGAGAGCAAGGCCUUCAAGGCAAUCCAUAUAGGCUUUUCUUUGGAGACUCCAAAGAUGUUCUCAACAUGAGAAAAGAAGCCUUAUCCAAACCCAUGAAUCUCUCGGAUGACAUAGUGCCACGUGUGUCUUCCUAUGACCAGCACUCUGUUAACAAACAUGGCAAGAAUUCUUUUAUCUGGCUUGGACCAACACCAAGGGUGACCCUCUUAGAUCCGGAGCAAAUCAAAGAUGUAUUUAACAAGAUCAAUGACUUCCCAAAGCCUGAUUCGAAUCCACUUGUCAAGUUACUAGCUACUGGUGUUGCAGGCUAUGAGGGAGAAAAGUGGAGCAAGCACAGAAGAAUAAUCAACCCCGCUUUCAAUUUAGAAAAGUUGAAGAUUAUGUUACCUCUAUUCUUCAAAAGUUGCAAUGAUCUGGUUAGCGAAUGGGAAGGAAUGUUGUCUUCAAACGGAUCAUGUGAAAUGGAUGCAUGGCCUUUUCUUCAGAAUCUGGCUAGUGAUGUCAUUGCUCGAUCAGCAUUUGGAAGUAGCUACGAAGAAGGAAGAAGAAUAUUUCAGCUACUAAGAGAGCAAGCUGAACUUUUAAUGAAAGUUCUAUUGAAAAUUCAAAUCCCUGGAUGGAGGUUUCUACCUACCAAUACCCAUAGGAGGAUGAAGGAAAUUGACAAAGAUAUAAAAGCUUCACUCAAGGAUAUGAUUAACAAGAGGGAGAAAGCACUAAAGGCGGGUGAAGCCACUAAGAAUGACCUAUUAGGUAUACUUUUGGAGUCAAAUCACAAGGAAAUUGAAGAACACGGAAACAAUAAGAAUGUUGGAAUGAGUCUUAAAGAAGUAAUCGAGGAAUGCAAGCUAUUCUACUUUGCAGGGCAAGAAACCACUUCAGUUUUGCUUGUUUGGACGAUGGUGUUGUUGAGUAGGUACCCUGAUUGGCAAACACGUGCAAGAGAGGAAGUCUUGCAAGUCUUUGGGAACCAAAAACCAGAUUUUGAUGGACUAAGUCGCCUAAAGAUUGUGACUAUGAUUUUGUACGAGGUUCUUAGAUUAUACUCACCGGUACUUGGGCUUACUCGAUCUGUUAAAAAAGAUAUUAAACUUGGAAACCUAACAUUACCUGCUGGGGUGCAUGUUUUUCUCCCAACAAUGUUGAUUCACCAUGACUGUGAAUUAUGGGGUGAAGAUGCUAAGCAGUUCAAUCCUGAGAGAUUUUCCGAAGGAAUUUUAAAAGCAACAAAUGGUAGAGUUUCGUUUUUUCCAUUCGGAUGGGGUCCUAGAAUAUGCAUUGGACAAAACUUUUCCUUAUUGGAAGCAAAGAUGGCUUUGUCUAUGAUUUUACAGAAUUUCUCGUUUGAACUUUCUCCAGCAUAUGCUCAUGCUCCAACUAUGGAAAUUACUCUACAUCCACAGUAUGGUGCUCAUAUCAUUCUACGCAAAGUGAAUAAAUGAAAUGAAAUAGUAGGCUCUUAUUGUAUAAUUUUAUUAUACAACUACAGUAAAGCUUAUAAUGUAAUUACAAAACCACUUCUUAUCUUAUAGAUAAUAUCAUAUGUUUAUGAUAAAUAAAAUAAAUACUA